AUGUCCUCACUGUUUAUUGCUUUGGGCUGCAUAUGCGCAUUUUAUGUCUACCAUGCUAUCAAUGUCACUCGGAAACGUCGAGAUGAUAUGCAAAUGCACGUGGCUCACGGGUGUCAAGCGCCUCCGAGGCUGUUGAACCAAAGGCCGCUGGGCCUGGAUCGCCUCGAGCAAAUAUUCCGGGCAGACAGCGAGUCUCGCUUGAUGGAGCUGUUUUUAUUUCAUUUCAGACUUUGGGGCACAACCCUCGAGCAAGUCUUUCUGGGCUCCCAGGCCUUCGGGACAAUAGAACCGGCCAAUCUGGAAGCUAUUCUCAGCACCCAGUUCGAAGAUUGGGGCAUGGGCCCAAGACGAAAGGUCAUGUUUCCCUUCUUCGGAGACGGCAUAUUCACCCAGGAAGGUGCCGACUGGAAACAUUCGCGGGAAAUGCUGAGGCCGCAGUUUGUGUACAAGCAGUACGAAGAUCUGGAAGUGUUUCGAGAACCGGUCGACAAUCUUUUGGAAGCGUUACCCGCCAACGGAGUCGUCGAUCUCCAACCCUUCUUCUUCCGGCUGACCCUGGAUGUGACCACCGCGUUCUUGUUCGGAGAGUCCGUACGCUCUUUAGAGAAGCUGGAGAGUGCUGGAGAAUCCGACUUUGCCAGUGCGUUCAACACCGCUCAAGACUUCAUUGCGAAAAGGAUGAGACUACAAGACCUCUAUUGGCUUGUAGGGGGAUCAAAAUUUCGGCGAGCUUGUCAUGAUGUUCAUCGCUUCGCUGACCAGAUCAUUGAUCGGAACUUGUCCAGAGACCUGGGCUGCGAUAAAGGACAGAAGAAGUAUGUGUUCCUGGACUUCCUUGCCAGAAACACACCAGAUCGCAAAGCAUUGCGAAGCCAAAUCAUAAACAUCUUGGUUGCAGGUAGAGACACGACCGCAUGCCUCAUCUCCUGGACAUUCUUCCUCCUUGUGCGGCACCCCAGGGUCAUGGACAAACUGAGAUCAGAAAUCGCAUCCACCCUCGACGGCCAAGCGGAGGCUACUCGAUCGGACCUCCGGAGAAUGAACUACCUGCAAAAUGUCCUAAAAGAGACUCUUAGACUUUACCCUUCUGUGCCGGUGAACUCCCGGACCGCUCUGAGGACCACUGUCCUCCCAGUUGGUGGGGGGCCAGAUCUCAGAUCACCUGUGCUUGUCCCUAAGGGGACCUCAGUCGCAUACAGCGUAUACUCCAUGCAUAGACGACCCGACUUCUAUGGAAUGGAUGCGGAACUAUUUCGACCCGAGCGAUGGGAGGAACAUAUGGCCCUUGAUGACGAUCCAACCAAUUCCAAAUGGGGGUAUCUUCCUUUCAACGGUGGGCCGCGAACAUGCCUGGGGAUGGAUUUUGGCCUCGCUGAGGCGGCAUAUGCUGUCGUGCGUCUGAUUCAAAGAUACCCAACGAUUCGAUUACCUCCUGGAGAGAAGGUGGAGUUAGUUGGCGUCGAGAAGCAGACGAUGACUCUGGUGGUCUCAAUAACCGAGGGCUGUAAGGUUGAGGUGAGCAGAUAA
Cladophialophora carrionii CBS 160.54 is the source of this 1527-nucleotide messenger RNA. RefSeq lists its product as uncharacterized. The record is from RefSeq and is a predicted model, not a curated record. Gene Ontology annotation, molecular function: oxidoreductase activity, acting on paired donors, with incorporation or reduction of molecular oxygen, reduced flavin or flavoprotein as one donor, and incorporation of one atom of oxygen; iron ion binding; heme binding. The transcript is spliced from 4 exons. NCBI's taxonomy places the organism in Eukaryota, Fungi, Ascomycota, Eurotiomycetes, Chaetothyriales, Herpotrichiellaceae. The coding region runs from base 1 to 1527 and encodes 508 amino acids.